AAAGCAAGAGGGCAAGUCAUCGGAGAUAAUAGAGAAGAAGAUGAGUAGAAGGGAGAGGAAGGAGAAGAUGGAUUCUGGCCAUUGAUAGGGAAGAUGGUUUUUAGCCGUUGACGGAGAAGAUGAGUUCUAGCAUCAGCGCCGAUAUGCCUAGAUUGGAAAAGGGAUAAAAAUCAAAAAAUAGAGUCUUAUCCCACGUAAUCCCAUGAGGGAGGUGGGAUACAUUUUAUUUAGUCCAGGUGAUAGGAUAAAACGUGAUGGAGUGCAUCCCAUUCUUUAGGCUCCUCAAACAUGGAAGACAGCCGGAUAAGAUAAAAAUCUUAUCCCAUCUCAGUGUGAAACUGUGAAUCCCGGCCUCCAAACAUGCUAUAAAAUCCUCUGUACCCCCAUUAAAUCUCAAACCUAAACCACUCAAAUUAGCAACACUCAUCUAAAAUUUUACCAACAAUAUGAUGAUCUGAGACUGUUUUUGCCUUCGCUUCUUCUAAAAGUUUUUCCUAAACAAAAGCCAGAAAACUUGCCAAAUGGUAACAUGGGGUGGCCUCUAUUGGGGGAAACUCUUGCCUUCCUCAAGCCUCAUAGAUCAAACUCCAUUGGAAUCUUCCUGGAAGAACACUGCACUAAGUACGGAAAAGUCUUCAAAUCUCAUCUCUUUGGUUGCCCAACCAUAGUCUCUUGUGAUCCUGAGCUCAACAUGUUUGUUCUUCAGAAUGAAGAGAAACUAUUUCAGGCCAGCUAUCCCAAGGCCAUGCACGGCAUUCUUGGCAAGUUUUCUUUGCUUAUCGUGUCUGGGGACCUCCACAAGAAGCUGAGAAACAUAGCUGUUAACUUCAUCAGUGCGUCCAAAUCAACUCCAGAAUUCCUUUAUUGCGUUGAGAAGUUGUCGGUCUCGAUGAUGAAUUCAUGGAGAGAUUGUAAAGAAAUUACCUUCUAUCAACAUGUUAAAAAGUUUACGCUGAAUCUCAUGGUGAAGCACCUUCUUAGUAUUGAACCAGAAGAGCCACUGGCCUUAAAGAUACUAGAAGAUUUCCAAACUUACAUGAAAGGGUUCGUGUCUUUACCUGUCUAUAUCCCUGGAACACCAUAUGCCAGUGCAGUAAAGGCUAGAGCAAGACUUUCUUCGACUGUCCAGGAAAUGAUAAAAGACAGGAAGAAGAGGAAUGUGGAGCAGGAGAAUGGAGAUUUCUUAGAUGUGAUUCUGUCAAAACAGAGUCUGAGUGAUAAUGAAAUAAUAAGCAUAGUCUUGGAUAUCUUGCUUGGAGGCUAUGAAACAACAGCUACACUUAUGGGCUUAAUUGUCUACUUCAUUGCUUAUUCUCCAAAUGCUUUUGAAAAACUAAAGGAAGAACACCUUGCAAUAAGGAAAAGUAAAGGGGAAGGCCAGCCCUUGGCCUGGGAAGAUUACGAGAAAAUGGAAUUCACCCAAAAUGUUGUAAAUGAAGGAAUGAGGUGUGGAAAUGUAGUCAAAUUGGUGCACCGGCAAGCUCUAAAAGAUGUCAAAUUCAAAGAAUAUCUAAUUCCUGCAGGAUGGAAGGUUUUUCCAAUCUUCACAGCAGCACAUUUUGACCCAUCCCUCCAUGAAAAUCCUAUGGAAUUCAAUCCUUGGAGAUGGAGUGAUAAAGCUAUGAUAAAAAAGGUGAUGCCAUUUGGUGGGGGACUAAGGCUGUGUCCAGGGUCAGAGCUUGCUAGAGUAGAAAUUGCCUUCUUCCUUCAUCAUCUUGUCCUGAAUUACAGGUGGAAGAUAAAAGCAGAUGAUUUCCCUCUUGCUUACCCUUUUGUGGAAUUUAAGAGAGGACUGCUUUUGGAGAUUAAGCCAACAGAGGUUCUGAUGGGAAAUGCAUGAGAUGGCAUAUAUUUGGUGUGUUGUUGUCGAAGACAGAAAAAGGUCACGAUAGCCCCCAGUAAUCCUCUUAUAAAGUGUACUUACAACUUAGUAUGAUGAAAUAAAAAAUGCAUUGAACUUCAUAAGUUGAACUAAGAAAGUCUUGGUUGGUUCUAAGAAAAGGCCCCUAGUAAUCCACCCUAAAGAUUACUUAGGAUGAUAUAAUACAAAAUGCUUUUUUUUUUUUUUACCAAAAAGAGGAGCAUAUUUGUACCAAAAAAAGAAAAAAGGAAAAAGCACCAUAGUUCAUUAGUUCUUAUAUUAAUAAUGUUUAUGGCCUAAC
Molecule: messenger RNA, 2162 nt
Organism: Rubroshorea leprosula
Lineage: Eukaryota; Viridiplantae; Streptophyta; Magnoliopsida; Malvales; Dipterocarpaceae
Source: the annotation of a GenBank genome assembly